ACUGCGUGCACACUGUCUCCAAAAUGAAAUAGUUAAAUUUAUUAUUUUUCGGCGAGAGCGCGCGUCUCACAAGUUUUCUCAAAAUUCUUAGUUCUAGGAAAAAACUGAGUGGCCAGAAAAACACGGCUGUAUUGUCUAAACAUUUCGUCUGGCAAUUUUUAUAUAUAUAUUUUUUUUACAAUAUUGAUUGAAAUCAUUGUGAAUACAUACACACACACUGACACACGCGGAUAGAGAGGAAAACAACAACAACAAUUAUUGCUGGCGCGCAAAUACACACACACGCGGGCGCACUCACGACCACAGAGGCGUAUAACAACAAUUGAUAAAUUGCUUAGACGCUAAAUGAGUCAAAUAUUGUGCUUGUAAAAUUAAAGCCAAGCUGUUUUUUGUUCCUGUUUUGUGAGCUGUUUUACCGCAAUGUCUUGCUGCAAUAGUGUGGACAACUCCGAUAAGAUGCCUAAGCUGAACGGUCUUGGCAGCACUCUGAAUUUGCGGAACGGCCGGCACAAGCCAUCGAAGGACCAAUCGCUGGGUCAGCAGGUGGAACAGCAGCAGCAACAAAUGCAGCAGCAGGAUCUGGAUCAGACCCAACACCAGCAGCAGCAGGCCACGCCACAAAAGCAGGCAAUGUCGCCGGACGAAAAGAAGGCCACCAAGAAGUCCCUGGUCAUCGUGGCGGCGAUCUUCGUAGCCAGCCUGGCCACCAUGUGCUAUGUCUACGCCAUAUUCCCCGAGCUGAAUGUGUCGGAAAAACAACAUUUGAAAAUACCGCGUGAUAUCCAAGAUGCUAAGAUGCUUGCCAAAGUCCUCGAUCGCUACAAGGACAUGUACUACUUCGAAGUGAUGUUCGGCGUCGUUGUCGCCUACGUAUUCCUGCAAACAUUCGCCAUUCCCGGAUCGCUGUUCUUGUCGAUUCUGCUUGGAUUCCUGUACAAAUUCCCUAUUGCCCUGUUCCUGAUCUGUUUCUGCUCGGCGCUGGGCGCCACCCUAUGCUACACACUUUCCAAUCUGGUGGGACGUCGCCUGAUCCGGCACUUUUGGCCAAAGAAGACCAGCGAAUGGUCCAAGCAUGUGGAGGAGUACCGGGACAGUCUGUUUAACUAUAUGCUAUUCCUGCGCAUGACGCCGAUCCUACCGAACUGGUUCAUCAAUCUGGCGUCACCGGUGAUUGGAGUGCCGCUGCAUAUUUUCGCCUUGGGCACCUUUUGCGGUGUCGCACCGCCAUCGGUCAUUGCCAUCCAGGCGGGGAAGACCCUUCAGAAGAUGACCAGCUCGAGCGAGGCAUUCUCCUGGACCUCGAUGGGUAUCCUGAUGGUGUGCGCCUGUGCCUCCCUGUUGCCCGGCCUCCUCAAAAACAAGUUUAAGCACAAGCAGGAGAAGGAGGCGUAAGCUGGCGUCUGGGAACUGGAAACUGUCAACUAGAACCUGGAAACUUAAGAACCGGAGAGUCCUCAAUCCGAUAUAUGUAUGCUAUAUGCUAUUCCCCCAAACUGAAACCAAAACAAACCCGACAAAAAUCAUUAAUUGUAAUUUAUACACAUAACAAAGCAGAGAAAAACUUGGAAAGCACUUCGGGUCUCGAUCCACUAUGUUUAGGUGUACUACAAAUGUCUGUGUUUCUUUUACUAUUAUUAUUAUUAUAAUUAUUAUUAUUAUUAUUACAUGAUUAAUUUUGUCGAAAAAGAAAACAAACAAAACAAAAACAAAAUAUUCUUACGAUAAACUUUUGCAUCAUAUAUUUCCAUCAAUUGUUUUUAAGUUAGUGAAUUUUUGUUUAGUGCUAUUGCAGUAUUUACUAGAAAAGUUCUCAUAUAAGUAAAUCAAAUUAGCAGAAAUAAAUCCAUUGAAUAUUACUAUGCCUAUGCAUAUAUUAAAUGUGGUAUGUAUGUACAAGUAUGUGUGUGCGCAAGUAAAUGUUCAAAAAUGGCCAACUAAAAAGAAAAA
Drosophila kikkawai is the source of this 1947-nucleotide messenger RNA. RefSeq names its product Transmembrane protein stas (gene stas). Gene Ontology annotation, cellular component: endoplasmic reticulum membrane. NCBI's taxonomy places the organism in Eukaryota, Metazoa, Arthropoda, Insecta, Diptera, Drosophilidae. The record is from RefSeq and is a predicted model, not a curated record.